AUGUCGUAUCCAGACCUGACCAAGUUCAAAGCCCUCUCCUUUGACUGCUACGGCACCCUCGUAGACUGGGAAUCCGGUCUCCGUGAGGGACUGCAGCCCAUCAUCGCCCGCCUGCCGCCCACUUCCUCCCAACAACUCAACGACAUCAGCAGCCAUGACCCAUCAGCAGCCUUGACAAAGCGCUUCGACGAACUCUCAGCCGCCCUCGAAGUCACGGAACCGCACCUGCGCUACGACCUGAACCUCGCGCGCACCUUCUCCACCCUGGCCUCCGAGGUAGGCGUCUCCGUCUCUGCGCAGGAGGCCAGCGCGUUCGGGGCGCUACCGGGCACGUGGGCGCCGUUUGCGGAUACCGUCGCCGGGCUGGCGGUCCUCCAGAAGCAUUACAAGCUCAUUCUCCUCUCCAACAUUGACGAGGCGAAUAUCCGCCGGUCGGUUUCCCUGCUGGCACCGGUGGCGUUGGACGCCGUGUAUACCGCCGAGCAGAUUGGUAGCUAUAAACCCGCCGACGCGAAUUUCGCGUACCUGUUUGAGCACGUUCGAGAGGAGUUGGGCGUGGAGUGGGAUGCUGCGGAAGGAGGGUUGUUGCAUGUUGCGAGGAGUCUGACGGCCGAUCAUGUUCCUGCGAAACGGCUGGGCUUGAGGAGCGUCUGGAUCUCGAGGGGUGGAGAUGUCAAGGGCGGGGAAGGGGUUGGCGGGGAUUUGGAGGGGUUGAGGGGGCAGGUUGGGUUUGAGUGGCGGUUUGAUACGAUUGGGGAGUUUGCGAAGGAGGUUGAGAGGCAGUUUGGAUCGCUUAAAGGAUGA
Colletotrichum orchidophilum is the source of this 804-nucleotide messenger RNA. Its product is annotated as haloacid dehalogenase, type II. The record is from RefSeq and is a predicted model, not a curated record. The transcript has a single exon. Bases 1 to 804 code for a protein of 267 amino acids. Lineage: Eukaryota; Fungi; Ascomycota; Sordariomycetes; Glomerellales; Glomerellaceae.